AUGAUAAGUAAAGCACACCGCACAUCCUCCAUGGUCUCAUUAGCCAGAAUCCUUCCCCUGGAUUUAAGAGCAAAAGAAAAUGAUGAACUGUACAAAAUAAAAAUAGGGAAACCACUUCCGCAAUUACCCGGCAGGGAGCUAGCGAAACCUGUUAGCCCAUACACUCUACUUCACCCACCAGAACGACAAAAGCUAUCAUACAGUUCAAUCACAACCGAAGACGAAUUGAAAUCUAUGGAAAACGAAUGGCCUUGUAUUUACACGGAUGGCAGCAAAAUAGCUGGUAGAGUAGGUGCUGCCAUUACCUGUUGGAAGGAAGGCCAGGAAAUAUACAAAGCAAGAUUGAAACUAGGAAACCACUGUAGUGUGUAUCAAGCAGAAUUAGCUGCCAUUUUGAAAGCCACAGAAGUGAUACAAAGCAAACACACACUCAGGAAAGCGAACAUCUUAAGUGACUCUCAAUCCGCACUCGAAUGUCUAACAAACCCUAAUACCCUACACCCUCUUGCAGCAGAAAUCUUGGAUCGGAUAUUAGAAAUAAGAAGAAAUCAAGGUGAAGUGAGAUUUUUCUGGAUAAAGGAAAAUUGCGGGAUUCCAGGAAACGAAAGGGCUGUCGAACUAGGCAAGUCAGCUGCUGAAACUUCUAAGCAAAAACCAGCAUUCGACUGCUUCCCCCUGUCAUUCGCAAGGCGCCUUAUCAGGGACAACAUUAUGCAAAACUGGCAAGAACGUUACACCACAGCGGAAACCGGACGAGUGACGAAGAAAUUCUUCUCAUCAGUAACUCAUGCAUAUAAGACCAUGACGAAAUUUCAUAUUAAUAACCUACGAUAUCAGAUUUUUACCGGCCAUGGAGGAUUUAAAGCGUAUUUGCAUAAGUUUAAGGUAGCGCAAAGUCCAUGUUGUGAUUGCGAUCAAACUACACCUCAAAUCGCUGAGUUUUACGCUCAAUUUUGA
Parnassius apollo (apollo) is the source of this 957-nucleotide messenger RNA. The record is from the annotation of a GenBank genome assembly. Lineage: Eukaryota; Metazoa; Arthropoda; Insecta; Lepidoptera; Papilionidae.